Molecule: messenger RNA, 486 nt
Organism: Echinostoma caproni
Lineage: Eukaryota; Metazoa; Platyhelminthes; Trematoda; Plagiorchiida; Echinostomatidae
Source: the annotation of a GenBank genome assembly
AUGUGCGUGUACCGGGCUCCGCAGGCAACUGAGACAGAACAUCAGGAAUUGAUUGCUCAGCUGCGAUUACUCCUUGCCACGUCCAGAAGGGUGUUGUUAGUAGGGGACUUCAACAUGCCCGAGAUCAACUGGAGUAAAGACAGGGCACCAGCAGAUAUCGGGGGUGGACUGCUCGUAGAGUGGCUUCAGCAGCACGCAUUAUCACAACACAUGCGUCAAGCCACCCAUUUUAGAUCAAAUGACAGGCCGACCAUACUGGAUCUGGUGAUCACCAGAACCCCGGGUGGCAUAACAAUGAUAAUCCAGGAGGAGCCCCCAGGGGAAAGUGAUCAUGUGGUCUUGCGACUAACGCUAGAAAGUAGAUACCAAACCAGCGGCCAAACUUGGAGGCGAUAUGGUAAAGUCAGCCAAGAAGAACUGGCCAGAGCUGCGCAGGAUAAAAACUGGGUACCCCAUCCAGCUGAUGCAUCUCUGGAAACCAGAUAG